AUGCACGCCGCGGUCUGGCAUUUGCAGGCCCGGACUCAGGCCCAGACUCAGGCCCGGACUCAGGCCCAGACUCAGGCCCAGACUCAGGCCCAGACUCAGGCCCAGACUCAGGCCCAGACUGAGGGACAGACUCAGGCCCAGACUCAGGCCCAGACUCAGGCCCAGACUGAGGGACAGACUCAGGCCCAGACUCAGGGACAGACUCAGGCCCAGACUCUAACUCAGACUCAGGCCCAGACUCAGGCUCAGACUCAGGCCCAGACUCAGGCCCAGACUCAGGGACAGUAG
Molecule: messenger RNA, 288 nt
Organism: Knipowitschia caucasica
Lineage: Eukaryota; Metazoa; Chordata; Actinopteri; Gobiiformes; Gobiidae
Source: the annotation of a GenBank genome assembly